GCUUCAUUCAUGACUAUACAAUGAUUGUUUUUUAUUAUCAGCUACUGUUAUAGCAGCUAGCUUUGUAAGAUAGUCAAGGUAAUAAGAUCUGAAGCAAUGGUUUCCUCUAGUGAUUAUCAACAGUUUUAGAUUUUAAGACAGGAUGACCAGCAGACAUAAUCUACUAUAGUUACAAAUUAAUACGAAAACAGCUAUGCUUUGUAAGAUAGUCAAGGUAAUAAGAUCUGAAGCAAUGAUUUCCUCUAUUGAUUAUAGAUUUUAAGACAGGAUGAUCAACAGACAUAGUCUACUAUAGGUACAAAUUAAUACGAAAAAAAGCUACCCAGAAGCAAUAUAAUGUUGAAAUCUCAUGCUGUUGAACAUUUUACUUCUUAAUAUUCUGUUGCACACUUGAAUCUAGCAUUUUCUAUACAGUGAGAGGUUAAUUCUGGAUAUACAAAUUUCAUCAUGUUUCUGUCUGUCACCCAUCCAUAGCUCCAUCUAAUAGACGCCAUUGCUUAAUCCAUGACAUGCUUUUCAUUGCUUAGUUCAUGACUAUGCAAUCAUUGUUUUUUAUUACCUGCAACUUCUUUGUAAGAUAGUCAAGGGAGUGAACUUCACUGCUUCAUUUUCGGUUCUAAUCUCUCAACACUUUUCAGCCAGUAGGUUAGGCAAUUUCUGCUUCCCAUUCUUUGAUCCUUAAAUAUGCAAUUCAGCUCAAUUGAAAAUUUGUUUGCUUAUUAUCAGCUCAUGACAUGAUUUCCUUUGCUUUUACAUAACAAGAAAGAUGAAUAAUUGUAAUAAGAUCUGAAGCUAUGAUUGCCUCUGCUGAUUAUCAACAGUUUUAGAUUUCAAGACUGGAUGAUCAGCAGACAUAAUCUACUAUAGUUAGAAAUUAAUACCAAAAGAGCUACCCAGAAGCAAUAUAAUAUUGAAAUACCAAACUGUUGAACAUUUUUCCUCUUAAUAUUCUGUUGCACACUUGAAUCUAGCAUUUUCUAUACAUUGAGAGGUUAAUUCUGGAUAUACAAAUUUCAUCAUGUUUCUGUCUGCCACCCAUCCAUAGCUCCAUCUAAUAAACGCCAUUGCUUGAAACUUGCAUUCAUGCUUACACUGACAUAUCAAAAAGCCAAUACAUUCACAGAUUUUCAUUAUCUGCUACUGUUAUAUAUGAUUGCGUUGCAGGGACAUAGCAAUGGAGUACGUAGAGCCUGUUCUUGGCAUUGCAAAUUGUCUUGGAACUCCUGCUUGUAAAUACUUGCAAUAUCACAGAAAGCUCAAUGAUUAUGUGAGAAACUUCAAGAGGAUGAGAGAUGAGUUGAAUUGCAAAAUGGAAGAUAUAGAGCUGCAAUUGAAAGCAGAGCUUCUUCGUCCUCUGGGGAAGAUACCGAAGAAGGGAGUUGAAAAUUGGUUGAAAGCUGUGAAAGAGAUGAUUAGGGAAGCACAAGUUGUUGAAAAUAAAGUCAGUAACGGGAGAUAUCUCUGCCGUGCUUGCAACGGGAAGCUGGUUGAUGAAAAGACUCGAGAAAUGAAGAAAUUUCUUGAUAACGCUCCUAAUGCCUCUGAAGGUCUUGCCAUGGAUGGUCCAAGUGCUGGGUUGCCACUGCCAACAUCAGAGCUAGUUGGAGAAGAAGCUGUCAGAAAUGAGAUUUGGGCAUGUUUGAUGCAGGAGGAGGUGAGCAAGAUUGGGGUUUGGGGGAUGGGUGGUGUGGGUAAAACCACUAUCAUGAAGCACAUCCACAAUGAUCUUUUGAAAGAACAAAGAUUCGAAAGGGUAAUCUGGGUUACCAUAUCAAAGGAGUUCAAUGUAAUGAAGGUACAAGAUAAUAUUGCAAGUGCAUUGGAGGCGAAGAAAUAUUUAGACAAAGAAGAGGACAAGCUCAGACGAACAACAAUCUUGUCAGAAAUGCUGAAGAACGCAGGAAAACAUGUUCUAAUCCUAGAUGAUGUGUGGGAUAAAGUCUCUCUAGAGGAAGUUGGGAUCCUCGAGCCGAGUGGCAGCAAUGGCUGCAAGUUGGUGUUGACAACCCGUUUGGAGCAUGUCUGUAAGUAUAUGGGUUGUAAGGUGAUAAAAGUGAAGCCUCUUUUAGAAGAAGAGGCAUUGAUACUAUUCUUGAAUAAAGUUGGACCUAACAUUGUUCAAAGUCCAACUAUAAUGCCUACUCUGAAGCAUGUUGUCAAGGAAUGUGCGGGUCUACCUCUUACAAUUGUCGUGGUAGCUGGUACCAUGAAAGGAGAAGAUAACCCACUUAUUUGGAAUAAUGCACUCAGGGAAUUGAAAGAGAGAAUAGGGAAAGUGGAAGGAGUGGAAGCUGAGGUAAUCGAGAGCUUGAAAUUUAGCUUCGAUCACUUAAAAGACGAGAGAGUGAAAUAUUGUUUCUUACAUUGCGCAUUAUAUCCCGAAGAUUUUGGAAUUGAAAAGGAUGAACUAAUUGAGUGCUGGAUUGAGGAGGGAUUCAUAGAUGAUAUGGAUACAAGACAAGAAAUGAAAGACAAGGGCCAUGUUAUUUUGAAGAAGUUAGGAGAUAACUGCUUGUUGGAAAAUAUUACUAAUUUAUUUGGUCAACCUCGCAUAAAGAUGCAUGAUGCAGUGAGAGACAUGGCACUGUCGAUCACAAGUAUGAAUCCUCGAUAUAUAGUACAAGCAGGCUUGCAAUUAAAAGAAUUACCGAAAAGGGGGCAAUGGAGUCCAGAUAUUGAAAAAGUGUCGCUUAUGGAUAACUCCAUAACGGAAUUUCCCGCAGAUGUGCUGCCCACAAAAUGUCAACUGCUCACGACCUUGUUAUUGCAGUUUAACCCUAUAAAGAAGAUCCCAUAUUUUUUCUUCAUAAACAUGCCCUAUCUUUGUGUCCUCAAUUUGUCCUAUACGGAGAUCGAAAGUUUACCAAAUUCCAUCUCUAAACUAAAGAACCUCACAACAUUGUUGCUUCGUGGCUGUUAUAAAUUAAGAGAUAUGCCAUGUCUUUCAAUGCUUCAAGAAUUGAAGAAGUUGGACCUUAAUCAGACUGAAAUUGAGGAAGUCCCUGAAGGCAUGGAUAUGCUGAUAGAGCUAAGAUAUCUUGAUCUUGGAGUGCAUACUCUGAAAGAGAUACCCGCUAGACUUUUACCAAAACUCGUUCACCUUCAGCACUUGAGUUUUGAUGUGUACAAUGAAAAAACAAGUCUAAAAGCAGAGGAGAUGGAACCAUUGAAAAAGUUGGAGUGCUUUACCGGACGUUUCGAAGACAUCAACGAAUUCAAUAAGUUCAUCUCCUCAAUGCAACAAAGUAAGGAAAAUCUCAUCAAGUACUAUUUACAUGUGGGCUCAUCUUUUAUUCCUGCUGAAAGAGAUAAAACAGUAACAAUUGGAGGAGUCCAGAAUUGGGAAGGUGAGUUAAUUAUGCACCCAAUUGAAAUUCAAGAGUUGAUUAUUGUAAAGUGCGACUAUUUAAGAAGCUUAGUCGAUGAUAAUUGUUCCUUCAAAAAUGCGAUUGACUUGAGGAUUUAUGAUUGUAAAGGGAUAGAGUGUGUUGUUCCCUUGUCCUCUUUUGCCUCUUCUUCCGCUCAUCCAUUUCAGAGCCUCGAGUUAUUGUAUCUUCAACUUCUGCCAAAGUUGAGUGCCCUUAUUAUGAAAGAUGCAGGAAUUGGUUCAGCAACAACAUCAACAUUGGCUCCGUCUACCACCUUUUCCCAUCUUAAGGAAAUUUAUGUAGGGAGCUGCUCAAGUAUGAAGACGUUGCUUCCACAUUGGUUGCUUCCAAACCUCCAAAACCUGGAAAAAAUACAAGUGGAGGGUUGUAGUCAGCUAGUCGAAAUAUUGGGAGCAGAAACAUCAGAAGUUGAAGAAAAAGGGAGUGAUGCAUUAAUCAAAUUCCAUCUUCCUAAAUUGAGAGAAUUGAUUCUAUUUUCCUUACGAAAUUUGAAGAGCAUAUGCAGCAAAAGUGGAGUGAUGGUUUGUGAUUCUCUCCAACUUAUCCGUAUUAUUAGAUGUGAUAAACUGAAGAGAAUUCCUCCAUUUGUUCCCCUUGUUGGUAAUGGGCAGCCAUUUGCAUAUGCUCCACCUUCUCUUACCAUCAGGUCAGACACAGAAUGGUGGGAAUCGUUGGAGUGGGAUGACCAUCCAAACUUUAAAAAUGUUAUUCGCUUCAACCCCCCGUGGAGGAUAAGAGGUAUGAACAAUGUAUGGUCUUUUUAAUUUUAUAUAUUCAUAUUUAUAAUUAAAACAUUUAAGUUAUAAACUUAUUUUGAUAUGAUAUCGAAUGAAAUAUUAUUAUGGACUUUUAUCACAUUCAA
This is a messenger RNA of Gossypium raimondii (Peruvian cotton), 4251 nucleotides long. RefSeq names its product disease resistance protein At4g27190-like. The coding region runs from base 1175 to 4153 and encodes 992 amino acids. Gene Ontology annotation, molecular function: ADP binding; protein binding. The transcript has a single exon. The record is from RefSeq and is a predicted model, not a curated record. NCBI's taxonomy places the organism in Eukaryota, Viridiplantae, Streptophyta, Magnoliopsida, Malvales, Malvaceae.